Molecule: messenger RNA, 1417 nt
Organism: Gastrolobium bilobum
Lineage: Eukaryota; Viridiplantae; Streptophyta; Magnoliopsida; Fabales; Fabaceae
Product: protein BASIC PENTACYSTEINE2-like
Exons: 2
Coding region: 280-1161 (293 amino acids)
Biological process (GO): response to ethylene
Cellular component (GO): nucleus
Molecular function (GO): sequence-specific DNA binding; DNA-binding transcription factor activity
Source: RefSeq, a predicted model, not a curated record
CAACAAUCAACAUGGGUACCCUCUCAAGUCAAAUUUUAUGGUUUCCCCACUUUCCACUUUCAUUCUCAUUUUGUUUCUGUUGAUCUGUUCCAUUUCUGUUCAAAGAUCUAAUUUUUGUUUUCAUUGUAUUUGUUAUGGUAAAGGAUCAAAUCCCACUAGUUGAUUUCUGUAAUUUAUCCAAAAUAAAGGCUUGUGGGGGAGAAGAGAACUAACUCAAUGGCCUGGAAAUCUAUUUAACUAGUAUACAUCAUCGUGUGAAGUAGUGCAUUUUCUGUUGCAAUGGAUGGGGAUAACGAUCUUAACAUGCGUAAUUGGGGUUACUAUGAUGCCACAACCUCCUUUAAGAGCAAUCUUGGGUUACAGCUAAUGUCCUCCAUGCCCGAAAAACCUCUGCUUGGAGGACGCAAUGCUGCAGUUUUAUCUGGCACUGGCACUGGCACUGGCACUGUCACUGGCACAACAAGUGCCCCUUUUCACCAUAGAGACUUUGGGAUGCCCCCUAUGGAUUAUGCUUGGAUUAAUCACAGAGACAAGUUUAUGAAUAUGAUACCCACAAACCCCAAUUAUGCUGUUGUUCCUGAGACAUCUUCAGCACAUCAAAUGCAAAUGAUUCAACCACCUGAAUUGUCCAAGGAAGAAGAACCAACUGAAGAUCCACCUGUUGAGAAGGUCAACGGAACUAGUAAGAAAAGACAAAGGCCCAAGGUUCCCAAGGUGCCCAAGGUUCCCAAGGUUCCCAAGUCACCCAAGGCAAAGAAGCCCAAAAGAGGGUCUCGUGUGCCAAAGGAUGAGAAUACUCCUUCAGUUCAACGAGCUAGGACAUCAAAGAAAACUACUGAAAUUUUAAUAAAUGGGAUCGAUAUGGAUAUCUCCAGUAUUCCUAUACCUGUUUGUUCAUGCACUGGGUCAUCUCAACAGUGUUAUAGAUGGGGCUCCGGUGGGUGGCAAUCAGCAUGUUGUACAACAGGUAUAUCAAUAUAUCCUUUACCCAUGAGUGCCAAACGGCGUGGAGCGAGGAUAGCUGGAAGAAAAAUGAGUAUAGGAGCAUUUAAGAAAGUUUUAGAGAAACUUGCAGCCGAGGGUUAUAACUUUUCUAAUCCAAUUGAUUUAAGGACUUAUUGGGCAAAACAUGGCACCAACAAGUUUGUCACUAUCAGGUAGAUUUACUCUAUGUUACAACGGACCUCUUAUUCCUUUUAGCAAGUUUGCCUUGUAUAUAUGUGUAUUUGUUUUGAGACAGAGGCUUCUUAGAUGGUUUGUACUUUUUAGUACAAGAAUUUUCAAAUUCACACAGCGUUUUCCUUUGUUUUUUGUCUCUUGCUAUGUUGUUUUGUUCACUUAUUUGGAUUUAGUGCACGGUUAUUCAAUCUUAUGGUUGGUUGAUCCUGAUGGGCUGAGAUUUUGUUUUAAUGGUAUU